Molecule: messenger RNA, 975 nt
Organism: Saccharomyces kudriavzevii IFO 1802
Lineage: Eukaryota; Fungi; Ascomycota; Saccharomycetes; Saccharomycetales; Saccharomycetaceae
Gene: OAC1
Product: Oac1p
Exons: 1
Coding region: 1-975 (324 amino acids)
Biological process (GO): transmembrane transport
Source: RefSeq, a predicted model, not a curated record
AUGUCAUCUGCCGACUCAAAACAAGAGAAAGAGGUUGAGAAAACAGCCGCUCAAAAGAUAUCGAAGUUCGGCUCAUUCAUGGCUGGUGGGUUAGCAGCAUGUAUAGCGGUUACUGUUACCAAUCCAAUCGAGUUGAUCAAGAUCAGAAUGCAACUUCAAGGUGAAAUGUCCGCGUCAGCCGCGAAAGUUUACAAGAACCCCAUUCAAGGUAUGGCAGUAAUUUUCAAAAAUGAAGGUAUAAAAGGUCUACAAAAGGGUUUGAAUGCUGCUUAUAUCUAUCAAAUUGGGCUAAAUGGUUCCAGAUUGGGGUUUUAUGAACCAAUUAGAUCAUCUUUAAAUCAACUUUUCUUUCCAGGUCAAGAAUCACACAAGGUCCAAAGCGUCGGAGUUAACGUCUUUUCUGGUGCUGCAUCUGGUAUAAUUGGUGCAGUCGUUGGUUCUCCAUUAUUUUUGGUGAAAACGAGACUUCAAUCCUAUUCUGAGUUUAUAAAAAUUGGUGAACAAACCCACUACUCUGGUGUUUGGAAUGGGUUGGUGACCAUCUUCAAAACUGAGGGUGUUAAAGGGCUAUUUAGAGGUAUUGAUGCUGCCAUUCUUAGAACAGGUGCUGGUUCCUCUGUUCAACUACCAAUUUACAAUACUGCAAAGAGCAUUUUAGUCAAGAAUGAUCUGAUGAAGGAUGGUCCAGCUUUACAUUUAACUGCCAGUACUAUAUCUGGUUUAGGUGUUGCUGUAGUUAUGAACCCUUGGGAUGUCAUUUUGACAAGAAUUUAUAAUCAGAAGGGUGACUUAUACAAAGGACCUAUAGACUGUUUGGUCAAAACGGUUAAAAUCGAAGGUGUUACAGCUUUAUAUAAGGGUUUUGCAGCUCAAGUCUUUAGAAUUGCCCCUCACACAAUCAUGUGUUUGACCUUUAUGGAACAAACAAUGAAGCUAGUUUAUUCGAUAGAGUCGAGAGUUUUAGGCCAUAAUUGA